AUGACGAUGAUGAGGGAAUUGAUUGCACAAUGGGUGCUUAUGCAUAAGCACCCAUUUAUCAUUGUGGAAGAGGAGGGUUUGAACAAUAUGUUGAAAUAUGGGAUUCCAGGAUGGUCAAGGGUUUCACGCAAUACAUGGCAUUGGAUAUAUAAUAAUUGGAAGUUGAACAAAUGGGUUCUUAACUUUGUUCGUUUACCUACUCCAAAAAGUGGUAUGCAGAUUGCUGAUGCAAUUUACAAAUGUUUGGCAGAAUGGGAGAUUGAAGACAAAGUCCAAACGAUAUCAGUGGACAAUGCUAGUAGUAAUGAUGUGGCAAUUAGGGUGUUGAAGCAAAAUUUUACAAUAACAAGGCAGUUGAGUUGUGGGGGUAAAAUGUCUCAUGUCAGAUGUUGUGCACACAUCUUAAACUUGAUGGUGCAAGAUGGUCUUCCACAAAUUAGGAGAAUCAUCGACAAGAUCCAUAAGAGUGUGGUAUACAUUAAUGGUUCAGAGGGUAGGCUGAAGGUUUUUGCAAAGAUUGUGCAACAAUUGCGUUUGUCGUGUCGAAAACUUAUCCUUGAUUGUAAAACAAGGUGGAAUUCAACUUAUGACAUGUUGGAAAUUGCAAUUAAGUUUAAAGAAGUGUUUCCAAGAUACAAAGAAAGGGAUGAGGGUUACAAACAUUGUCCAGAUAAAGAAGAUUGGGUGAAAGUAGAGAAAACAGAUGGUGAGAAAAAUGAAAGAUGUGAUAAGUACUGGGGGCAAUGUAAUUUCUUGAUGGUUGUUGCAGCUAUAUUGGACCCUAGGUACAAAAUUAGGGUGAUUGAGUUUUCUUUCCCUAAGAUGUAUUCUGACGUUGAGGCACGGGCAAAUGCUACAACUGUUCGGGAUACUUUGUAUGAGGUAUAUGGGGAAUAUGCUAAUGAUUGUCAGUCAUCUAGUGCAGUCCGCAAAGGUACAAUUGAAAGGGUUGGACUUGAAGUAAUUCCCGAGGGGUCUAUGGGAGGAGCUGAUGAUUGGGAAUUUGAUGAUUUUCUGGAUGAGGUUGAAACUAUUGAGCCAAAUAAAUCUCAGUUGGAUAUUUACCUAAGCGAGGCAUGUUAUAAGUGUCAUGGUGAUUCGGAAAAUUUUGAUGCUUUGGAUUGGUGGAAGGCGAAUCCUUUGAAGUACCCUAUCUUGUAUAGGAUGGCUCGUGAUAUACUAGCUAUUCCUAUCACUACAGUGGCUUCAGAGGCUACUUUCAGCGCCGGUAGUAGAGUUAUUGACACAUAUCGAUCUUCGUUGUCUCCCAAAAUAGUGGAAAUGUUGUUAUGUGGAGCUGAUUGGUGUCGCAUUUUAAAUGAAGUGAAAAAAGGAAUCACGAUACAGAAGGAACCAGUGGAGAUUCAACUUCCGAAAGUUUGA
Messenger RNA from Pistacia vera, 1383 nucleotides. RefSeq names its product zinc finger BED domain-containing protein RICESLEEPER 2-like. The record is from RefSeq and is a predicted model, not a curated record. Bases 1 to 1383 code for a protein of 460 amino acids. The transcript has 4 exons. NCBI's taxonomy places the organism in Eukaryota, Viridiplantae, Streptophyta, Magnoliopsida, Sapindales, Anacardiaceae. Gene Ontology annotation, molecular function: DNA binding; protein dimerization activity.